Molecule: messenger RNA, 2663 nt
Organism: Brassica rapa (field mustard)
Lineage: Eukaryota; Viridiplantae; Streptophyta; Magnoliopsida; Brassicales; Brassicaceae
Product: zinc finger CCCH domain-containing protein 39
Molecular function (GO): mRNA binding; metal ion binding
Source: RefSeq, a predicted model, not a curated record
UUCUUUUCUGACAAAAAAUUAUAUCACGUUUAAUUUUUAUUAUAUUUUAUAUCUCAAAAUUUUUGUUUUUUAUACAGUUAUCACACACAAACUUGACACAUACAAAAUUUAUAGUUUAAUAUAAUAAAACUGAGUAAAAAUUUUAGAAACAUCGCUAGAUAUUUUCAAGUCUUGAAUAUAAUUAUACCAAAAUAAAAAAUAUUUCUUAACUAUUUAAUAAACUAUAUUAUUCAAACUAAGUCAUAUUCAACAAAACAUAUGUGGUAGAAAAUGUUAUUCUCCAUAUUUGUUUAGCGCGUGUUUUCUACGCGGUCCAAAAUAUAUAUUCAAUUCCAAUUAUGAAAAAUUUGUUCUUAGUUACUCAAAUAGGCAGACUGAUUUUACUAUAUAUCACACUAAACCCUUGGUUGGUAACCAUAAAUCACAUAUCAUCUUCUCAAUAUUCUACCAUCUUCACUGCUUAACCAUGCCUCCUCCUCCUGUUGCUGUUUACAGAUCGGAUGAUUUCUUAGCCCGUACUGCUUUCUACCUGAGAUUUCCUGUAGCUGCUUUGACUGAAGAACUUGAAAACCGAACUCCCAGUGAACAACGAACUUUGAUUGGUGAGACGCUCUACCCUUUGGUGGAACUACUCCAGCCAAUGUUUGCACCAAAAAUCACAGGAAUGCUACUUGAACUACCCCGACCCCAAAUCUUUCGGUGCAUAGAAUCACCAGAAGUCCUCAAAGAGAAGGUUAAUGAGGCAAUUGAUGUUUUAGUGGACUGGUAUCCCCAACAGAUGCAGCUAAACGAGCAAGAAGCUAGGGAGUUUCGAGCAGCCAUGCUCUUAUCUAAGCUUUGAUGUGAUUUUGCUUGGUUUAAUUAUGUUUGAUGUUGCAUUUUGAUUCCUCAUUUCUGUCCCAAAUAAAAAACUUAAGAUCCUAUCAUUAUUGUUAAAGUACUCAAUGUUCUAAUGAAAAUUUUAAAACAUAUAUUUUGUUUUGUUUUGUCCAAAACUAAAAAUAUGUGAUUAUCAUCUAUACCAAAACCAACCAUAAACACAAACACAAGACCAACCAUAAAAACAAAUGCAAAGGCCAAACCAAGAAACCAACCAUAAAAUGUCUUUUCAAAUAUCGAAUUGUUUUUACAUUUUUUUUAUUUAUGAUGACAAAUGCCUAUGACAUGUCAGAUUUUGUUUUUACAAAAUUACUACCAAGUAAAUUACUAAAUCAAGUAAAGGUAUAAAUAUCAGAUGUUCAAAAACCCUAAAUCGCCUUUCGUCUCCCAAAUCUGCCGCCGCCGCCAUCGUUGAUCCUGUAAUGGAUUCGAGUUACUCUGAUUCUCGUCCUUAUGGUGUUUGGAACCAAACCCAGAUGGUUGAUUCAAUGAGCAACGACCAGUCUGAAUCUCAGACAAUGCCACAGUUAAAAAGGCCGAAACUUGUUGAUGACAACAACACUUCUUGGAAUGUUCCAUCUUCAAACGCUCCUCCUGUGAACAAAGGGACGGCUAAUAUCUUCUACAAGACGAGGAUGUGCGUGAAGUUCAAGUCAGGGGCUUGUAGGAACGGAGAGCUUUGCAACUUUGCUCAUGGGAUGGAGGAUUUGAGGCAGCCUCCGUCCAACUGGCAGGAGAUUGUUGGACCUCCUGUGCAAGACAGGGAGAAGGAGAGGGAGAGGGAAAGGGAGAGGCUUUCUUCGGUUUCCGGUGGGAAUAAUAGUAAUAAUAGUGGUAAUUGGGAAGAUGAUCAGAAGAUUAUAUUGAGGAUGAAGCUUUGUAGGAAGUUUUGUUUUGGUGAGGAGUGUCCUUAUGGAGACAGGUGCAAUUUCAUUCAUGAGGAUCUUUCUAAGUUUCGUGAGGAGAAUGGGAAGCUGAGGGAGAGUUUGGCUAUAAGUGUGGUUGAUCCACUGUCUGUUGAGAAUGGUGUUGUUGCUUUUUCUCAGCAAGUUGAAGUGGUUAGACAAGGAGGCGUCCCUUUACCUGUACCUGCACCGUUGAACAAUGGUGUUGGUGGUGUCAAGACUGUGUUCUGGAAGACUAGGCUGUGUGGGAAGUUUGAGAAGGGUCAGUGUCCUUUUGGUGAUAACUGUCACUUUGCUCAUGGCCAAGCAGAGCUGCUGCAACACUCUGUUGGAAGAGUUGAAGGAGAAGCUCUGAACGCAGUAGCAGCGUCUGUGAGUAAACCGAUGGUGGUGCCUGCAAAUGAAGCAUUUGCGAUGAAACCAACUGCACAAGUAACAGCAGACUCUUCUGGCCUUAACGAUGAAGGGAGACGAAAGAAGUGUUUGCUCAAGUGGAGCGACUCCAAGAAGAUUAAUAGAAUCUAUGGGGACUGGAUCGAUGAUUUACCGGUCGGUCAGAAGUCGACAAAACCAGUAGAGAGCUAAAGAGUCUUCUUGUUUUGGUUUCCACUUGGUUUGAGUCUUUGGUGAUCAAAGGUGAAUAAAAGCUUUGGUCGAAAAUUUUGAGUAGUAAUAAUCUGUUCUUAUGUGGUUACACGAGCAAUUCUUUGAUUCGCUAUGUUCUUGAUGAAGAACAUAUUCAUAGCUUAGCAUUUCCCUGUCCUUUUAAUAUUUGAUUACAUAAAAGUGGUUUGGAAUCACUAUCAGCUUCAUCUUUCAUUUGUUUACAGUUUUUUAAAAUAAAUUAGUACUCCAAUAUGAUCAUUGGUCCAUUAAUCA